GUCGCCGCUCGGCGCCAGUCGGGACGACUCGAGGGACUCGAGCGAGCGGGACAGCGUCCGCGGGGCCGAGCCGCUCUUUUUAAAAGUUUUUGCUUUUUUUUUGCAAAACAGAAAGACGGCGAAUCAGCCGAUCGAUAACGGGGCGUGUAAGAAACCGAAGGGGGAAAGUUGACGGUUGGCUGUAGAGGAGGCAGUUCCUUUUUUUUUCUUCUCUCGUUGAAGUUUACGGAGUUGCGUCAAGUCGGACGUUAAUGACGGGCGGCGUAAGAAGUUUGAUCGAACGGGCGCGCCUUCAGAAUAAAAGUGAUACGUUUGAAAAAAACAAAUGCUUCAUUUUUUUUCUUCUCUUAAUUCCUCCUAAAUAUGUGAUUUAUUUACUCGUCGGUUGCGAUGAUAAAACACUAUACCCUCUGAAUGAAACGUCUUGAUAUGAAACGUUAUGGGGAAGCGAUGGGACAGCUUCAUUUUCACGUUGUAUCGGGCGGCUAAAAAGCCGGAAGUCAGAUUCUCCUUUACGGCCUUUUUUGAAUAAAUCAACAUGGAAAAAAAAAUCUAAGCGGGCUUUCUGUUGCCCGAGAGAGCGAGAGAGAGAGUCCUUAAACUUUCUGUGAGAAAUGUGUUUACGACUUUGUGUUAUAGAGAGCAAUUAUUAAAUGACAAUAUACGUUGUCCUCUGCUCGGACACUUUCGGGGUUUUGUGCACAAUGAGGAGGACACUCCGCACUUGGACGUCUCUCUUCCAGUCGCAGAUAAUGUGCACGCCGUUGCGUUUUGAUAUGUGUGUUUGCAGCUAAUCUCCCUCAGACAGGGGCCCUGCAGGGGCCCUCACAACACAACAUAGAACGUGCACUGUGAUCUGCAGGAGAAUGUGACGUCACCCGGUCAGAGCUCCUCGGCCUCUGGUUCAAUGACAUCUUUUGUUCCUCUGGUUCAAACCAGCGUGUGAAGACGUUCUGGAGAAGGAAGCGGCAUCCAACCGGUCAGCGCGUGCGUCCAGGCGACUGGCGAUGGAAAGCUCGGCCCCGCCGCGCCCGGACGGCGGUCUGAACGGCUUGGCGACGGACGGAGAGGAGAACCGGAGCGAAGGCAGUCCUCAGGCGGCGGCGGAGUGCGACGGUCAGACCGUGCAGCUCCAAGGGGUCAUCCAGGCCCCCCAGACCUCCGUCAUCCAGUCGCCCCACCUGCAGACCGUCCAGAUCGGCACCGUGGCCGAGCUGGACGAGGACGAGUCGGUCACCGACAGCCAGAAGAGACGCGUCCUCCUCUCCAGGCGCCCGUCUUAUCGAAAAAUACUGAACGAGCUCUCAUCGGAUUCUCGGGCAGCUGCUAGAAUCGACGAAGAGAUGAGCGAGGAGGAGGAGGAUGAAGAGGAGGAGGAGGAAGAAGAGGAGGUGCCGGUCUCCAGUGCCGCCUCGGCAAGCGUGCCGACCUCCAUCUACCAGACCAGCUCGGGACAAUACAUCGCCAUCACUCACGGGGGAGCCGUGCAGCUGACGGGCCCGGGGAUGGAAGCCUUCCAGGGGGCCCAGACCAUGACGGUGGGCGGCUCUCACGCCCCCCAGCACGGAGCCACCAUCCUGCAGUGUGCAGCUCAGCCCGGAGACUCCCCGCAGCAGUUCUACAUCCAAGGGGGGCAGGUGCUGGUGCAAGCUGCCACAGGAGACAUACCCGCCUACCAGCUGCGUUCGCCCAACUCUGGCCUGGCUCACAGCAUCGUGAUGGCAGCGUCUCCAGGGACCAUGCAGAACCCCCCCCAGCACCACUCUGAAGACAUCACCCGCAAGAGGGAGGUCCGACUGAUGAAAAACAGGUAGGAGGCGGGGCCAGCUGAUGCUGAUGUGGGGGGGGGC
Gasterosteus aculeatus aculeatus (three-spined stickleback) is the source of this 1850-nucleotide messenger RNA. Lineage: Eukaryota; Metazoa; Chordata; Actinopteri; Perciformes; Gasterosteidae. The record is from RefSeq and is a predicted model, not a curated record.